AAGCCGCUCUCUCUUCUCUUAAGCCUCCUCGUCUCCGUUUAUUUUUAUGGGGGUGGGUGGUGCUUCUUAUAUGCUUACCCUUUUUUUUAUUUUCAUUUUUACAAAUUUCCUUUUUCUUCCUCACUCCUCAAUUCCUAGGGGCUUGAGUGAGCUAAAGAUUGGGUCUUCUUGAAAAUCACCUGUCUGUUAUUAUUUUUAAACAAUCUCUACACCUCCAAAGAUUCUCCUCCUUAUUCCGGUUUGGAAUGUGGCUAAUGAAAACCCAGUAGGAAGGAUUUCUGAGGCAAACAGCUGGACCAGGAUCCUAGUUCUCAGGCACGGAAUGGCUAUUGUGAGAGCACCACCAGCAGGACCAUCACAGAUCUUGGUUAUGGCAGCUCAGGCAAGAAGCUGUUGAGCUAGACCUCUUCCCCAUAGAUGAGAAGCCACAGAAGCAGUGGUAUUUAUGAGCCUCCAUUUCCUAUACUACUGCAGUGAACCAACCUUGGAUGUGAAAAUUGCCUUUUGUCAGGUGUGUGUUCCUUACAGGUAAAACAAGGGGUUCGAUAAACACGUGGAUGUGUCAUCUAUUGCCAAACAUUACAACAUGAGCAAAAGCAAGGUAGACAACCAGUUCUACAGUGUGGAAGUGGGAGACUCAACCUUCACAGUUCUUAAGCGCUACCAGAACCUGAAGCCGAUUGGCUCUGGGGCUCAGGGAAUAGUUUGUGCUGCGUACGACUCUGUCCUCGACAGAAAUGUGGCCAUUAAGAAGCUCAGCAGACCCUUCCAGAACCAAACUCACGCUAAGAGGGCUUACCGGGAGCUGGUCCUCAUGAAGUGUGUGAACCAUAAAAACAUUAUUAGCUUAUUAAAUGUUUUUACACCCCAGAAAACACUGGAGGAGUUCCAAGAUGUAUACUUAGUGAUGGAACUAAUGGACGCCAACUUGUGUCAGGUGAUUCAGAUGGAGUUGGACCAUGAGCGGAUGUCUUACUUGCUGUACCAGAUGCUGUGUGGCAUCAAGCAUCUCCACUCUGCUGGAAUCAUCCACAGGGACUUAAAACCCAGUAACAUUGUAGUCAAGUCUGAUUGCACACUGAAAAUCCUCGACUUCGGACUGGCCAGGACAGCGGGCACAAGCUUCAUGAUGACUCCAUAUGUGGUGACGCGAUAUUACAGAGCCCCUGAGGUCAUCCUGGGCAUGGGCUACAAGGAGAACGUGGAUAUAUGGUCUGUGGGAUGCAUCAUGGGAGAAAUGGUUCGCCACAAAAUCCUCUUUCCUGGAAGGGACUAUAUCGACCAGUGGAACAAAGUCAUCGAGCAGCUAGGAACUCCAUGUCCAGAAUUCAUGAAGAAAUUGCAGCCCACAGUCAGAAACUACGUGGAGAAUCGGCCCAAGUAUGCAGGACUCACCUUCCCUAAGCUCUUUCCAGAUUCCCUCUUCCCAGCGGAUUCCGAGCACAAUAAACUUAAAGCCAGCCAAGCCAGGGAUUUAUUGUCUAAGAUGUUAGUAAUUGACCCAGCGAAGAGGAUAUCUGUGGACGACGCCCUGCAGCAUCCGUACAUCAAUGUUUGGUACGACCCUGCUGAAGUGGAGGCGCCUCCGCCUCAGAUAUAUGAUAAGCAGCUGGAUGAAAGGGAGCAUACCAUUGAAGAAUGGAAAGAACUUAUCUACAAGGAAGUAAUGAGCUCAGAAGAGAAGACUAAGAACGGUGUAGUUAAAGGCCAACCCUCACCUUCAGGUGCAGCAGUGAACAGCAGUGAGAGUCUCCCUCCAUCCUCGUCUGUCAACGACAUCUCCUCCAUGUCCACUGAUCAGACCCUUGCAUCUGACACUGACAGCAGCCUGGAAGCCUCGGCAGGACCGUUGGGUUGUUGCAGGUGACUAGCCGCCUGCCUGCGAAAUCCAGCGUUCUUCAGGAGAUGACGCGAUAGAACACAGCACACAUGCACAUAUACAGCUUGCACACACACACACACAUACACACACACAUGCACAAAUGCACUCACGAAAUGUCAAGAUAAAAUAGCAAGAGAGAGAUCCAACGUAAAAAUAAGUUAAAUCUUUCUGCGUGCUUCUCUAAAGUUCUGUAUCACAGCUGAGCUGAAAUGUAUACUUAACUUCUAGCUGCGCUUGCUUUGGUCUCCCUCCAGCAGUGCUUACUACACAAGACAAGCCAGACACAAUUAGAGAAGCCUUUCCCUAAAGUGUAACUUAAGUGGCUGCAGAGCCAGCCACCUGUAACUGCCCUUCAAAUGGCAUGAGGAGGUGGGCACGGGCCCCACCCAGCAUGUGUGUGUCUCUAUCUCACGUCUACCUGCUCCUUUCGGCCUAGUCAGAUGGAUGUAGUUACAGAUCCGCAUGUGUCUGUAUUCAAACAGCACUUAGAGAUGCUCCUGUCAGUGUCCUCAAGGCUCCACCAAGACAUGCACCAGGGUACCACAUGGUCCAUUUCAUGUGAUCUAUUACUCUGACAUAAAUCCAUCUGUAAUAUAUUGCCAGUAUAUAAGCUGUUUAGUUUGUUAAUUGAUUAAGCUGUAUGUCUUAUAAGAGAAUCUGUAAAGGGGGAAUAUGGAGGAGUGAACUCUCAGACCCUUGAAGAUGUAGCUUCUGAAUUUGAACCGAUUAAAUGGCACCUGUAUACCAA
This is a messenger RNA of Grammomys surdaster, 2630 nucleotides long. RefSeq names its product mitogen-activated protein kinase 10 (gene Mapk10). Gene Ontology annotation, cellular component: cytoplasm; nucleus. Gene Ontology annotation, molecular function: ATP binding; JUN kinase activity. Gene Ontology annotation, biological process: JNK cascade; protein phosphorylation. The transcript has 14 exons. The record is from RefSeq and is a predicted model, not a curated record. Bases 587 to 1867 code for a protein of 426 amino acids. NCBI's taxonomy places the organism in Eukaryota, Metazoa, Chordata, Mammalia, Rodentia, Muridae.